CCACAUCACUGCCUGCAUGUGUCUCUCCAGAGCGUGUAGUGAAUAUGACAGUUACAGGAAAAAUGUGACCAGCCAGGAGGGGCAAGGAAUAGACACAAAAUGAAUGUGUGCAACAGUACUGAUCUUCCAGAAGUUGAAAUCAUCAGUUUGCUGGAGGAGCAGUUGCCCCAUUACAAGUUAAGAGCCGAUACCAUCUAUGGGUAUGACCACGACGACUGGCUUCAGACACCUCUCAUUUCCCCAGAUGCCAACAUUGACCUGACUACUGAACAGAUUGAAGAGACCUUGAAAUAUUUCCUUCUAUGCGCUGAAAGAGUGGGCCAGAUGACUAAAACAUACAAUGAUAUAGAUGCUGUUACACGUCUACUUGAAGAGAAAGAGCGGGAUCUGGAACUAGCUGCUCGUAUUGGCCAGUCUUUGUUAAAGAAAAAUAAAACCCUCACAGAAAGAAACGAAUACCUUGAGGAACAAGUGGAGCAUAUCAGGGAGGAGGUUUCACAGUUGCGUCAUGAGCUUUCCAUGAAAGAUGAGCUACUUCAGUUUUAUACCAGCGUUGCAGAGGAGAGCGAGCCAGAGUCCAUCUGCUCUACACCUUUGAAGAGAAAUGAGUCUACCUCUUCCGUCCAAAAUUAUUUCCAUUUUGACUCCCUUUCGAAGAAGCUGAAGGACCUUGAAGAUGAAAAUACAGUUCUCCGAUCUGAGGCAUGUCAUUUGCAGACCGAAACAAUCACCUAUGAAGAAAAGGAGCAGCAACUUGUGAACGACUGCGUCAAAGAGCUAAGAGAUGCAAGCCUUCAAAUCGCCAACAUAUCCGAUGAGUUAGCUAAGAAAACAGAAGAUGCGGCUCGACAACAGGAGGAGAUAACACAUCUUCUGUCCCAAAUAGUAGAUCUUCAGAAGAAAGCAAAAGCAUAUGCAGUUGAAAAUGAGGAACUUGUACAACAUCUGGGGGCAGCUAAAGAUGCCCAACGGCAACUUACAGCUGAGCUACAAGAGCUGGAAGACAAGUAUGCAGAGUGCAUGGAAAUGCUUCAUGAGGCGCAGGAAGAGCUGAAGAAUCUGAGGAAUAAGACCAUGCCAAACGUAAUAUCUCGACGUUACCACACACUAGGUGCAUUCCCCAUGGAUUCACUGGCUGCUGAGAUUGAAGGAUCCAUGAGGAAAGAGCUGCAAAUGGAUGACCCAGAUUCACCAGAGAUGAAUGGAAAUCACCCCAAACGUGUGUUUGAAACUGUACGGAAUGUAAAUCAGGUAGUCAAACAGAGAUCACUGGCCCCCUCUCCAAUGAACAUCCCUGGAUCUAACCAAUCCUCUGCAAUGAACUCUUUAAUGUCCAGUUGUGUCAGUACACCACGUUCCAGCCUGUAUGGGGGAGAUAUCUCCAACAUUAUUAUUGAUAACAAGACCAACUGCAUUAUCCUAGAAACAGAAUGCUCUGAUAAUGGUGAUAAAGAUAAAAACAUGAAGCCCGGGACACCUGGUACACCAGGGUCAAACGACCUGGAGACAGCCUUGCGACGCUUGUCUCUUCGCCGUGAAAACUUUAUUCUAGAACGCAAGUUUUUUGAAGAUGAACAAGAGAGGAAACUGCGCAGAUUGGCAGAGAAAGGGGAGCUUCACAGCGGCUCUGUAACACCUACAGAAAGCAUCAUGUCCCUGGGAACCCACUCCAGGAUAUCGGAAUUCACUGGAAUUUCAGGAAUGUCAUUCAGUAGCCGUUCCUACUUGCCAGAGAAACUGCAGAUCGUGAAACCCUUAGAAGGUUCAGCAACUUUACAUCACUGGCAGCAAUUGGCACAACCCCAUCUCGGAGGUAUCCUAGAUCCAAGACCUGGUGUUGUCACCAAGGGCUUCAGGACCCUAGAUGUUGACCAUGAGGAUGUUUACUGUUUCGCUGACUUUGAAGAAGACGAGACAGGUGACAUUGCUUUCAAGAGCUUAACUACCUCGACUCCCGUCCAUCACUCAGAGGCCUCAGGUGAGAGGUCUAAAGCACAAGUGACUGUAUCAGACAGCAAGAAUUGUCCAGGCCAUUCUCAGACUCCCCCAGAGGAUUUGCAAGAGCCAGGAACAGAAGAUGAUGAGGGGUCUGUGCACCAUCCUGGGAAGUGCAUGUCUCAAACAAACUCAACCUUCACCUUCACCACCUGUCGGAUUCUGCACCCAUCUGAUGAACUCACACGAGUCACUCCAAGCCUUAAUACAGCACCUACUUUAUCUUGUGGUAACUUUAACAAUCUGAAGUCAACACCAGCAAGCACGCCUUGCACCCCCCGACGUCUAAGCUUGGCCGAGUCAUUCACCAAUCUCAGGGAAUCAACCACCACUAUGAGCACAUCUUUGGGAUUGGUGAGACUACUAAAGGAGCAAGGCAUUUCUGCAGCUGUGUACAAUCCACUGAGCUGGGAUAGGGCCGGCGAGGCAUCCAUUGUUAACCAUUCUCUUCCUAAAAUGACCAUCAUACCUUCCACUCCACCAAACUCACCUAUGCAGACACCAAGUUCUUCCCCUCCUCUCGACUUUAAGUGCACAAGCCCACCUUAUGAUAAUUUCCUGGCUUCAAAACCUGCCAGCUCCAUCCUAAAGGAGGUGAGGGAAAAGAAGAACAUUUGCAGCAGCGAGUGCCAGACAGAUGUGUCUGUGUCCAACCUAAAUUUGGUGGACAAAGUCAAGAAGUUUGGAAUUGCCAAAGAUCCGGGAGCAGCACAAUCAUCUAUAUGUGAUAGCCGAGUACCUAUUAUAAUUGGUGCGCAGGGACCAGUGAGAGCUUAUGUUCCUGGUGGCUAUAUGCAAGAAGGUUUGCCUUUAAAUUACCCUGCUGUAACAAGUGCCAUAGGCGGCUUACAGCUGAACACUGGCAUCCGGAGAAAUCGUAGCUACCCAACCAUGGUGGGAUCCAGCAUGCAGAUGAAAGGCCCAGCUACCCUAACAUCAGGCAUACUCAUGGGAGCAAAGUUACCUAAACAGACUAGCUUACGGUGAAAAGCUAUAUACUAACAGCGUAACCACCAAUCAAAAAGGAUGACAGAGUAUUGGCCCUGCAAUAUUUACCACUUGCUUCCAAUAAUCCGGGGCUCGGACUGAACAGAUCCUUUCUCUACCCUUCUUCCUUCUUUGUACCGACAAAUCAACAUUGUGCCUAGAUGAGAAACAGAGACUCUACUUUGUAUAAAGAUGUAAAUAAGUAUCAAAUAUAUUGUAACUAAAGAUAUUUUGUGGAUAUAAAUGACAUACCAUGGUUGUACUAUUGUAGAUAAUGUGCUAAUAAUGUACAUUUUAUGAAAUAGAUGACGAUAGGAGAGGGUUAGUAUGCACUGAAUAUAAAUUAUUUUUUUUGAGGGCAGUAGAAUGAUGCAAAGAUGUUUGUUUUUUUAAUAACUAGUGAGCUGCGUAGAUCUCAAGUUAACUCCUUCACUGCCUUGGGUAUUAAUAUACUGCAAUGCAGUGAAUUUCUGCUCUUGCAGCAGCAUAAGGGUAUAAAAAGAUCAUAUCUAGGUGAUGGAGCCUUAAAGGCAUUUAAAUACUAGUUCACAAUGCCAUUUAGUAUUACGCAUUAUGUUUAUUUCCACUUACGUCCAUUUAUUAUGGAUCGAUUAAAUAUUCAGAAACCUACACACAGAGUAUUCGUACUUCCCAAAUGCAUAUCCACAUCACAGCUCUAGUGAUGAUAAAAGAAAGAAAUAAGUAUUGCUGGUAAAACAUGGCAUGUACUAUAUUAGCAUAGUCUUUUUUUCUUUCCUUUUUUUUAAAUGCAUUUCAAACCUCUGUAGCUUUGAAGAGGUUAAUCAAAAGGGACAAAAAAAAAAAAAAAAAAUAGAAGCGGGAAUGUUAUCAGUUGACCAAACCAUGUUGUGAGUUAACUGUCAUUUUAUUUGACAUAUACAUGAAAGACUACUUUGUAAUCUGUGUAUUCUGCACUGUGUUCAUAUGGAGUAAGGAUUUUGUUUUAAAAAGGGACAGAAAAGACACUAAAAUGAAUCGGAUUGCUCAUCUUGUUGCUGAGAGAUCCAUACUUGAAGCUUGAUUAGGGUUUAGGAUACGUUUGAUGCACAGUAAAAUAUUGAACUAUUAAUGAAGGAAUUCUUUUUACACUAUGCAGUAUAAGAUGUACACACAAAACAAUCUACUGCUUAUUUGGAUUUUGAUAAGGAAAACCAGAGCACUGCUGAUCAUAUUCAUUUAAUUCACCCAGGUUUUAAAAUGUUUUAUUCCAAAAAAAGGUAUUCGUGUUAAUAUAAAAAUACAAGGUGCAGAACCUUUUCCUCUAUUUCUCAUCAGCCAAACAAUACAUUUAUAUAGCUGUCAUUUACUUUAGUUUUUAUUAUUUUUGUUAUCAAUAAUACCUUCAUUUGAAAUCUGCCUAUUCAUUAUUGUAUUAACCAAAAAUACCACUUAUGCCUAUGUAUAUCACUGCGCCCCCCCCCCCUCUAUAUUAAUGAGCCUAGAUUAUGAAUAGUUUACUUUUUUCACUUCUAGAUCUUUUAGAUACAGAAUAAUUAUUUGUUUGCCACAAAAAUGCUGUAGUCUUACUUGCUACAUUAUAGAGACAUUAAACACUAAAUACAUUUAAAGCUUAGCAUUGAUGUUAUUUACUACCUCCCUCUAGUCAUGGGUACCGCCAUGUUGAAAUCUAUCUCUCUCUGCUGAUGUCUUUGCACAUGGGCAGCAACUCUCCUUAAGAUACCUACAAUGUAAUGUAGGUUCCAAAAUGGUGGCACCCAUAAUUAGAGGGAGGCGCUGGAAAUGUAUUUAGUGUUUAAUGUACCAUUUAUACUCUGAUUUGCAAAGCCUAUGACAGAGGAAUGUUUGAAGCACAAGGAAGCCAAACACCAAUAGAUGUAAUUUUAGUGUUUUCGAAUGCUCGGUCAGAGGUGUCAAACACCGUUUCUCAAUGCUAUAAUAUGAGGAUUUCAGAUUCUAGCCGUUUAAGAAUAUGAGUCAGAAAAAUAAAAAAAUUAAACUCUUCUUUAGCCCUGAAGUAGAUUUACCUGAGCAAACUAGAUAGGGGGUUAUUAAUUAAAGGACAUUUUGUGAUUUAUUUGGCCUAUUGUUUUUUCCUUCAUAUAAAGAGACAGUAAAGGGAAGAUUAAACUUAAAUUGACUGGGUAGAGUAUGACAACUUAAAUAACUUUCCAAUUUCCUUCUAUUAUUAAUUUUGCUUAGUUCUCUUAGUAUCAUUUGUUAAAGAGUAAGCCGAGCUUAGGAGUGUGCAUGUGUCUUUAGCCAUCUAGCAGUCAUGUUUGCAACAUUUGUUUAUAUUAGUGUUAUACAAUGUUGCAAAUACUACUUCCAUAGACUGCUAAAUACUUGUGCAUGGUACUAAGCUCUAGGUUUACUCAUCAACAAAGGCUACCAAGAGAACAAAUCAAUUUGAUAUUAAAAGUAAAUUUAUAAGUUGUUUAAAAUUGCAUGCUCUAUUAGAAUCAUGAAUGUUUAAUUUUCACUUUACCAUCUCUUUUAAUCUGAAAAAUGUAGGCUUUCUCUGCCUCCAGACAGAUCACUGCAAAUUUUGCUAACAAACUGACAGUUUUGAAUUGUUUGUUAAACAUUUAUUUUGUAUGCAGAUCUUUUGUUAGGUAGUGCUUAAUUUUUUUUAUGGAUAAAAUACAAAAUGACUUUGAAGGGACUUUCCAUCCAAAAUUGGAAUGCAUAUAGUGCAUUUCAGUUUUGGAAACAAGUAUUUUAAUGUUUGCAGUAAAAGCUAUAGCUAUUUCAAGACUGUACUUAAAGGGACACUGAACCCAAAUUUUUUCUUUUGUGAUUCAGAUAGAACAUGCAAUUUUAAGCAACUUUCUAAUUUACUCCUAUUAUCAAAUUUUGUUUAUUCUCUUGGUAUUUUUAUUUGAAAUGCAAGAAUGUAAGUUUAGAUGCCGGCCCAUUUUUGGUGAACAACCUAGGUUGUCCUUGCUGAUUGGUGGAUAAAUUCAUCCACCAAUCAAAAACUGCUGUCCAGAGUACUGAACAAAGAAAAAAGCUUAGAUGCCUUCUUUUUCAAAUAAAGAUAGCAAGAGAACGAAGAAAAAUUGAUAAUAGGAGUAAAUUAGAAAGUUGCUUAAAAUUGCAAACUCUAUCUGAAUCACGAAAGAAAAAAGUUGGGUUCAGUGUCCCUUUAAGUAUGCUCCGUGCACCAGCAUUUUAAACACAGCACUUGCUCUGAGAGCUUAAGGUGGUUGCAUGAUCUUGUAAUGAGUCAAUAUGCAUCAUUGCUGACAUGAUACAAGCCCCACUGGCUCACUAGGCAACUGCAGUGUUUAAAACGCUAUUGCAGUGUGUGCUGAGAAUCUCUAGCUAUGCUUCACUUUCACAUGCAGAGAAAAUGCUAACACUAAAACACUGAUAACGUUUAUUAGAAGCAUUUUUUGCCAAUAUAUGUAUAUUGUAUAUAUGUUUCCAUCCAAACAUGUACGUAUGUAUCUGCAUUUCAAUUUUGACUGGAAUAUCCCUUUAAUGCUUUUUUAAAUCCUUUCAUGUUUGCAACCUUUGCGAUUUGGAAAUGGAAAACCUGCCUGUUUUCUCUUGUUGCUGAACAGUUGAGUAGAUAAUACAUUUUAAUAUCAUUAGAACCGCGCACACACAGGCUCUACACUGUUUUAGUAAUUUAUAUAACAGAAAAAUCAAACAGCUAUAGCCAGGGUCAUUUUAUUUUGUUAAACAAAUACACUGUGUUCUAAAUAGUACUGAGACUGGCUGCUUUGUUUAGUUUGUUGUAUAAAAUCAAGGCUGCAUGAAUGUUGGCCUAUUCUUGAUUAUCAAAGGGGCCAUCUAAAUCACUGAGCCUGUUUAAAACAGAUUGCUGCUAAAACUUUAGACGUUUGGUAGCUCCUGCUACUGACUGACUUGCCUUUGUUUGGUCUGUUAUAAAGCAAAUACUCAUACUUUCUGUUCAAAAUCCUCACUAAAGCAAAAUCGGUUUUGCAAUUUUACCCCUACAGGAAUUUGAUGCAACAGAUUGAAAAGCUUUCACAUGUUGCUUUUCCACUAAUAAAUAUCAUUACAAAACAAA
Messenger RNA from Bombina bombina (fire-bellied toad), 7003 nucleotides. It is a transcript of the gene TRAK1, whose product is annotated as trafficking kinesin protein 1. Gene Ontology annotation, biological process: neurogenesis; endosome to lysosome transport; anterograde axonal transport of mitochondrion. The transcript is spliced from 16 exons. Gene Ontology annotation, cellular component: dendrite. Gene Ontology annotation, molecular function: GABA receptor binding. The record is from RefSeq and is a predicted model, not a curated record. The coding region runs from base 100 to 2982 and encodes 960 amino acids. NCBI's taxonomy places the organism in Eukaryota, Metazoa, Chordata, Amphibia, Anura, Bombinatoridae.